Molecule: messenger RNA, 1497 nt
Organism: Theileria equi strain WA
Lineage: Eukaryota; Apicomplexa; Aconoidasida; Piroplasmida; Theileriidae
Exons: 3
Coding region: 1-1497 (498 amino acids)
Biological process (GO): mRNA cis splicing, via spliceosome
Cellular component (GO): spliceosomal complex; cytoplasm
Molecular function (GO): protein binding
Source: RefSeq, a predicted model, not a curated record
AUGAUAAAUAGCCGUAAAGACUCCUUUGGUUCUGCAAAGAAGGUGGAAAAGGGCUUUGAUUUCUCUUCAAAAUUCGCGGUAUACUCUGAAACCCCCGACUCUAGCACAUACGACCGCAAUAAUGGACGCAAGAGUGAUUCGGACUCCAAUAAACGUAAAGUUGUAGAUAAUGAGGAGUUGUAUGCGAAAAGAAGCCAGCUUCUGCACCAACACUUUGGAUAUACCGAUGAAAGUAACCCUUUUGGGGACAAAAGGCUCGCUGAACCUUUUGUUUGGGAAAAGAAGGGCAAAGCUAAACAUUCUGUAGAAGAUGUAAGGUCUAAAGUGGAGGAAAUAAAGGAAGUAAAGCACAGGCGCGAACAGCAUGAGAUCCAAAAGUCCAUGCUAGAAGAGUAUAGACAGGAUUCUCACAGGGGGAAACAAGAGGAAGACUAUCAGGAAUGGGAGUCUAAGGAGAGAGAAUUUAAUUUGAAACAGAUUAUCGCAAAAUCCGCCAUCAGAGUUGCAGAUGGCCGUGAAAAACUCAUUGACAAGUUCGUCCUCUCAAUAAAUCCAAACAAUAUCUUCUUUACCUCUCCAGUGGAUGUGAAUGAUAUGUUUAGUAAGAUGGAUCUGCAGGAUGCCAAAGAUGCAAUGGAAAUUAUAGAAGCAAAUGUGGAAUUGUUGAAGGAUCAAACAUGGUUGGAGUAUUUUAAAGCACUAGAGACCAUUGUAAAGAACAAGUUUGAAUCCAGUUACGAGUCCUUUGGGAUUGCUCCAGCAGUUAGUGAGAAAAUUGAUCAAAUUCUCUCCAAAAAGAGUCUAGAAGAUCUGGAUGUAUAUGAAAGGGAAAUUAAAAAACGUCUAGCUGGUACAGGAAUUGUUGACACAAAUUUUUGGGAGGCUGCAUUAUCACGUAUACCAUUUUUCAGGGCCUGCAGAAUUGUUACACACGUUAUAUCCAGAUCAAAUCCGCAACCUACACACACAAGUGCCCCUAUUACACAUACCCCGCAGUCUAAAUCUAGUGAAUGUCCAUCGGAUUCUCUGAUUAAACCCACAAAAUCUGUAGACUAUGAAAAGUUUAUCAAAUUCACCAAACUGGAUGAAGAUGAAGAAGUUUUUGACUCGCGCGUAGAGUUGUCUGAUUCCUCUGAUGCAUCCUUAAUUACACCGAAAUACUAUAAUAGAAUCAUCAAAAAUUUCGAAUGGACAAAAUACAAUUUAGCCCAUUAUGAUACCGACAAUCCUCCCCCAAAACUUGUUCAGGGCUACAAAUUUAACAUUUUUUACCCAGAGUUAAAGGGGAAAAUCCCAAAAUGGAAGCUUCAGAAGGACGGAAAGGAGAACGAUACUGCACUCAUUAGAUUUAUUGCAGGGCAUCCUUACAAGGAUAUUGCCUUUAGGGUUAUCAACAAGGAGUGGAAUACGUAUCCUAACAAGGGCUUUAAAAACUUUUUUGAUAAUGGAAUACUGCACCUCUAUUUUAAUUUUAAAAAGGUAAAGUAUAGGAGAUGA